AUGGAACCCCAGAACAUCACAUGGGUGUCAGAAUUUAUUCUGUUAGGGUUCUCACAGACUCAAGAACUCCAAAAACUCCUGUUCGUGGUGUUCCUGUUUGUCUACAUCACCACUGUGGUGGGGAACCUCCUUAUCAUGGUCACUGUGACAUUUGACCCCCGGCUGGACAUGCCUAUGUAUUUUCUACUCCGAAACCUGGCUGUCAUAGACCUCAGCUAUUCCACAGUCACCUCCCCCAAGAUGUUGAUGGACUUCUUUCAUGAGACCAAGACCAUCUCCUACCAGGGCUGCAUGGUCCAGAUCUUCUUCUUCCACCUCCUGGGCGGUGGGACUGUCUUCUUCCUCUCCGACACCAUGGAACCAGGGAACCUCACAUGGGUGUCAGAGUUCAUCUUCCUGGGACUCUCCCAGACUCAUGAACUUCAGUUCUUCCUGUUUCUGGUGUUCUUGUUUGUCUACAGCACAACUGUGGUGGGAAACCUCCUCAUUAUAGCCACAGUGACCUCGGAUGCCAGGCUCCACACACCUAUGUACUUCCUGCUCCGCAAUCUCGCUGUCAUAGACCUCUGCUUCUCCUCAGUCACUGCCCCCAAGAUGCUGAUGGACUUCCUCUCUGAAAAGAAGACCAUCUCCUACCGAGGAUGCAUGACCCAGCUCUUUUUUUUCCACUUCCUGGGUGGGGCCAUGGUCUUCUUCCUCUCAGUGAUGGCCUAUGAUCGCCUCGUGGCUAUCUCCCGGCCACUCCACUAUGUCACCAUCAUGAACGCCCAGCACUGUAUGGUACUGGUGGUUGCUGCAUGGAUAGGAGGCUUUGCCCAUUCCAUUGUCCAGCUGUCUCUGAUGCUCCCACUGCCCUUCUGUGGCCCCAAUGUCCUGGACAACUUUUAUUGUGAUGUCCCCCAAGUGCUGAGACUUGCCUGCACGGACACCUCCCUGCUGGAGUUACUCAUGAUCUCCAACAGUGGGAUGCUGGAUGUCAUCUGUGGGAUGCUGGAUGUCAUCUGGUUCCUUCUCCUUUUGAUCUCCUACUUGGUCAUCCUGGUGAUGCUGAGGUCCCACUCAGGAGAGGCGAGGAGGAAAGUGGCUUCCACCUGCACCACCCACGUCAUUGUUGUGUCUAUGAUCUUCAUCCCAAGCAUUUACCUGUAUGCCCGGCCCUUCACCUCCUUCCCCAUGGACAAGGCCGUGUCUAUCAGUCACACGGUCAUGACUCCCAUGCUCAACCCCAUGAUCUACACCCUCAGGAACCAGGAGAUGCAGGCAGCAUUGAAGAGAUUAGGGAUGCACCUUCAGGUUUGUACAAAAGAGUGACUAU
Messenger RNA from Myodes glareolus (Bank vole), 1315 nucleotides. The record is from RefSeq and is a predicted model, not a curated record. Lineage: Eukaryota; Metazoa; Chordata; Mammalia; Rodentia; Cricetidae.